Messenger RNA from Nasonia vitripennis (jewel wasp), 2342 nucleotides. Its product is annotated as osteocalcin 2-like. NCBI's taxonomy places the organism in Eukaryota, Metazoa, Arthropoda, Insecta, Hymenoptera, Pteromalidae. Bases 1352 to 2260 code for a protein of 302 amino acids. The transcript has 4 exons. The record is from RefSeq and is a predicted model, not a curated record.
GCUAAGGCGACGGUGACUUGUUGAGUGCAUUUUAGAGUGGAAUUUCUUUUAAUAAAAAAAAAAACAAAGAGUAAUCCUAGUCUCGAUAGUAUGAAUCAUGUAACCACUUGAGAUCGAUUGCUAGGCUUGUUGACACAAAGCAUUCUACUCUUAUCCAUCAAAAGUAAGGGAAAAAAAUGAUUACCAGUUAAAUACAGAUACUUGAUUGUAUAACGCUGGAAAAUACUUAUUUACCUUUUGAUUAGUAGUUAGUAGAUAGGCUAUAGGCAUACCAAAACACCCCCUCUCCUCUUAAACUGUUUUGGUACCCGAUGAAGGAGUGGGAUAGUUUCCCUCUCUCACGCAUACUAAAACAUUCCCUCUCCUCUCAGAGUGUUUUAAUACCUGAUGAAAGAGAGGGAAUAGUUCUCCCCACUCUCCCUUAUGUUUUGGAAUGUCUAUAGCGUUCUCUUACGUGUUCUAGUACCCGAGAUGAAAAGAGUGGGAUAUGUUUCCCUUUCUCAUGUGUUUUAGUAACCAACGAGAGAAAGAGUGGGAUGGUUUCCCACCACUUUCAAUUCCCUUCCCUAUACAAGUCUGAAUUUGUAGAUUUUCACCGCCUACAAAGAAAAGCUAUUGGCUACUUUUUUUUAAUGGAAGGGGCAGCCUUUUUUUUCAGAGAUACACACGAUCUGAUAGGGCCUUUUUUCUCACUCGGAUGGAUGUGAAAUCGAAAAGGGCCUGCAGCGAGCUCGGAGAUGUACACGAUCUAAUGGGCCUUAUGAGCACCCUAAUGGCUUGGACCUUGUUUUUUAUGUACACUAGCCAUUACGGCGUCUAGAAAUUUUCUCAAAGGUAUACGGGGUGAUAAAGCAAAUGUGUUGGGCCGAACUGAUAAGUAGAUGGAGCGUAAAAAAAUUGUACACUGCGCGCUUGAGUCUAAAAAUGUGUACACAAGCCAUUACGGAGUCUGCGCGCAGAGAUUCAAUCACAAGCUAUAGGAAGGGUCUUAGAAAUUUUCUCGGUCAAGAAAAGGUCGUGGAUUAGUCGAAGAGUGUUUCUGCGCGUUUAUGAAGAUAAGCAGUGUACAUUUUUUUAGCGGGGGUGUGCACAAACUGUAGCGUUUUGAGAAUUAGGGUGGAAAAAUGUUCACCAAUCAGAGGAUUUUUCAAGAAGGUUGUGGAAAGAGGAACUCAACCAAUCGGAGAACUUUUCCAGGAGAGUUGUAGAACUAGGGAGGAAAAAUUUCACCAAUCAGAGGAUUUUUGUAGGAGAGUCAUAAAAAGAGCAAGCUAAAAUUUGGGUCCCAGUGCUAAUUGCAGUCAGUUCAGUCAUCGAUUUUUCAAUUUCACAAGUUUGAAGAAAGAUCAAGAUGGCAACGAAGAAGUCGAGUUCCAGAAGAAGUAGUAUUCGAGUCGCCCAGGAGCGCAUACGUUGGCUGGUGUCCAACGCACCGACUCUAUUGACUAUGCUGGAGUACGUCUCCUGGUCGAUGGAGGUAAUGGAAAGGUUGCCGCCACUGCCGUCUAAUGCUGAUUUGCAGAAGUUAUACAGCAAAUCGCAAAGCUCUUCAGCGGAGAACGCUAAGGUGAGCUCACGGCAUCCUGGCCGUUCGUCGACAGUUGACGAUGUCAAUCCUCGACGAUCCCAGGCGGCUGAGGAGCGCCGACGAUCCCCGACUGCAGCAGAACCGUCGCAGUCCCGACGAUCCCCGGUGGCUGAACCAUUACAGUCCCGACGAUCCCCGACUGCAGCAGAACCGUCGCAGUCCCGACGAUCCCCGUCAGUACUGGGAUCUCAGCCCCGAGGAAACCGGUCUCGAUCGUACAGUUCGAGCAGUUCGAGCAGUUCGAGCAGUUCGAGCAGUUCGAGCAGUUCGAGCAGUUCGAGCAGUUCCAGUUCGAGCGGAACGUCAUCGUUUAUAAGCAUACAUGAUCUUGGGCCGAUUUCCAAGCGGAAAUUAAAUGAAGACAAAGGCGGGAAUGAGCAGAAGAAAAGGGCAUCUGGUGAGAUGUCUCCAAAAGCAGGAACAUUGAGGAUGGACAUGGGAGCUACGAGACCAGUUUGUGAAAGACGGGGCCGUUUACAACUGAAGCGGACAGACAGCACUGCUGAUAAAAACGUAAAAAAUAGCAGCACUCAACAUGAGCAGCAGCAACAACAGCAGCAGCAGCAACAACAGCAACAGCAGCAGCAACAGCAACAACAUCGGCAGCAACAACAACAACAGCGGCAUCAACAUCGACAACAUCAUCAACGCAAUCUACCAAGAAUUGUAUGACGAAAUUAUUGUAGAUCCAAUUGAUGUAUCAAAAAUUUUUAACGAUUGUAAAAAAAGAAAAUAAAUUUAAAAAAAUUGUUGA